UAUGGAAAUGCAACAUAUUUGACCUUCAGCCUCAAGGAAAGGGUGAAAUGAAAGCUGACAGUUUCUACAGUUUGGCUUGUAGGGAUUAAGAUAAUGCAAUUUAUUUUAAUAAGCAAGAUAGAAACUUACAACCAAACAAAUACCUUCACCAAGGACCUUAAAUGUAUCUUAGUACACAAAAUGCAGGUUAAAUUUCACUGAGGGGACUCAUUAGGAACAGGAGAGAUAACUUGUCUCUACAAUAAAUUUGGGCCAUGCAGACCUUGACUGAAGGAGGAACCUGAGUAAAUGUUUUUUAUUAUUGCACAGGCACUGCUGAAAAUUUGAUUGGAGAGAAGCUGAAGGAAUGCUUGAACUCCACAAAGCAGACUCCCCUGUUGAGGAGAGUGCAUGCCAGAGGUGCUGGGGUUGCCAUUGGUGAGAUGAGCUUUUGUGCCUGUUGAGGCAGCUCCGGUGGGCAGCAAGAGUUCAUUCCUUCCAGUGCUUCCCUCUGUGGAUGUGAUUGACGUUGGCAUCUGGAUUGCUGCAACUGAAGAAGGAAAGCAAAGGAGCCUAAUUUUGCUGAGAGAAUUUUCCUGGCAGGGGAAGGUGGACAGUGCAGAGAGAUGUGCCAGCCAAGAGCCUGGAAGUGCAAGUCCAGGUGCUAGGGCAAGUUUCACCCAAGCCAUGCUGUGGUGAAUCCUUUCUCUCCAGCAGCAGCUUGCUCAGCACCAGGGUGGCUGUGAGGGGCUGCCCAUGGCACUCAGGCAGCCUCAGCUGGAUUAGUGCCUGCUCUGUCUUUGCUUAAGCCAUCUGAAGAACUGAAGAAGAUUGUAGGGAAGAUGUUGGACUUGAGCUUCCUGACCGAAGAGGAGUAUGAAAAGCUGAUGAAGGUUCUGCAGAGAGAUGCAGAGCUGAAGAAGAAGGAUGGAGAUCGCAUCAGGCGGAUACAAGGCUCCAUCAAGGAUGAAAAGAAGAAGAAGUUUGUGACAGGUGAAUGGUUUUCAGAAGUGAAGGCAAAACGGUUUCAGGAAGACUUGGAGGGGCCUGAUCUACUUUGGGCAUCAAUUAGAAGGAAAAAGGGCAAACUAGAAAAUGAGGCCAGCAAGCACAUCCAGAUGGGUCUGGAAAGCAAAGCUGCCCCAAGUCCUGUGUUUCCUGAGGAUGUUCUUGAUGCAGGAGAGGGAAGAUCCAGCACACCUACUCUUGACACCACAGAGCAGAAAAUUUUGCCAGGACUUCCUGUCCAGUUGUCUGCAUCAUACAAGAGAUCCAGCAUCCAUGAUGUUUUUUCCUCAGAGAGUGACACUGGAACAAGUCCAUUUGUGGCUGCAACAAACAGCUUUCAUUUGUCUAGAAAAGGUCAUGGAGUAUCUCCAUUAUUCGCCAAGCUUUCAGAGGAUGCUGUGCCUCAGCCCAGUACUGCAGCUGGAGGAGAAGCUGUUGAUGGGGCCACUGUCACUACAGAGGGGCAAAAAACUCCACCCAAAGAAACUUAUGCUCCCAGCAAAAUACCAGUUACAAAGAAACCAAGCAGAACCUUCCCCAGACCUCUGCCCACAGAAGGGGAAAGCAGCUGGGCUGGUAAGCGAGGCAUGAACUACACGAUCUCAUUGAUGAGUAACAGAGAGGAGGAUAUCGGCCUUGACCGUGAACACUUCAAGAACUUGAAGAACUUUUGGGAGAAGGGAGCAGACUCAGUGGCAGUGGGGAGCAUGGCAGCAGAGCCAGUCUGGGCAGAGGCAGACAGUUGGGAGUUCAAGCUGUGCCACUUCCUCUCUGUGCAGUCUGGGAAAGGCCAGGAUGCUGAUGAAAAAUAUGGCGCCUUCAUCAAAACAAGGACCCCCUACAAAAGGACAAUCACGUUGUCUUCUAGUGAGGAGGGGCCAAGCUAUGCCACUUCUGCAAGGAAGGGCUCAGUUUCCAUCACUCCCAGAUCCACUUAUGCCAAGAGCAAAGGCGGCCUGGUUAAAAGAAAUGGCUUUCUGAGUGAAAGCAAUGGGAACCUGCUGAUGCCAGAGGAAGAGAAGAGGGUGCAGCACUGCUCCAGGAAAUCCAGACUGCCUGUGCGAGCACUUUCCACCCAACUCGAGUCACCUACCAAGGAUGUGUCUGGGAGCACACUGGUGCCAGGGACGGCUGCAGAGGAGCUGGUUGUGGCAGAAGUGCACAAGCCCACAGUCAAGUCUCUGGCGAGCAAGGUGCAGAUACUGAUUGAGCCUGUGCUCACAGAUGGUGGAAGUGAUGAUGAGAAAGAGGAAAGAUCUGAUUUGGGUGAACCAUCUGGAGAGAGAGAAGCUGUUCAGGGAACAGACUCAGCUGUUUACUCAGAGAAAGACUGGGAUCAUUCUCCUGCUGCUCAGGCACUGGCCCGAGCAAAUAGCAUUAAUCUUGCAAAGAGCAUGGUGAACAUUUACACAACCACAGAGACAUACAAUAAACCUUAUUUGAUACCACAUCAAUUUCUUGAACCUGAAAGAGUCAAAGAACUGAGCACAUCCUCUCCUCUCCUGUUGUCUGAGACUGAAUCAGACACGGCUUCAGAACUCAGCUUCCAGUUUAACAGGCACAAAAAGACACCCAGCAUUGGCAGCCACUCAUCCGACAUGGCUUCUGUCUCCUCGGUGAGUGGCAGUGUACUCAGUGUCUACAGCGGCGAUUUUGGGAGUGUGGAUGCCCAAGGAACCGUGGAAUUUGCUCUAGACUAUGACGAGAAGAACCGGGAGUUCCAGGUCCAUGUGUCCCAGUGCAAGGACUUGGCUGUAGUGGAUGAGAAAAAAGGCAGAUCCGACCCGUAUGUUAAAACCUACCUGCUCCCAGACAAAGCUAGGAUGGGUAAGAGGAAAACAUCAGUGAAGAAGAGGACAGUGAACCCCAUUUACAAUGAGGUCUUACGGUACAAAAUAGAGAAAAUGGUAUUGCUGAUACAAAAAUUAAAUCUCUCUGUUUGGCACAAUGAUCCAUUGGGACGUAACAGUUUUUUGGGAGAGAUUGAAAUAGACUUGGCCAGCUGGGACUGGAGCAACAGGAAGCUCAACUGGUACCUGCUGAAGCCCCGGAGCCUUUCUGUUGUUAAUGGUGUGGAUCAUCGAGGAGUGAUGAGUUUAUCCAUUAAGUAUGUCCCCCCUGGAAGCCUAGGGCCCAAGAAUCCUCCCUCUGGUGAAGUUCACAUUUGGGUCAAAGACGUCAAGGACCUGCUGCAGUUGCGUCCGUCAGGAGUUGACUCCUUUGUGAAGUGCUAUGUGCUUCCAGACACCAGUAAGAAGAGCUACCAAAAGACCCGAGUCAUAAAGAGAGACACAAACCCUGUUUUCAAUCACACCAUUGUGUAUGAUGGCUUUCAUACAGAGGAUCUGAAGGAUGCCUGUGUUGAACUCACUGUGUGGGAUCAUGAAAAGCUUACCAACCAUUUCCUUGGAGGAAUCAGGCUAGGCCUUGGGACGGGUUUGAGCUAUGGCAUCUCUGUGGACUGGAUGGACUCCACACAGGAGGAGGUGGCCUUUUGGCAGGAGAUGAUGUUGGCUGCCAAUGAAUGGAUCGAAGGAUUGCUGCCAUUGCGCUCACUGGCAGGGAGGAAAAAACUGAAAUAACCCAUUGUUGGUGCCAUAGAAAUGCCCAGUGUGUUCAUUAGAAUUAAGAAACUUCCUGCAGUUGGGAGAAAGAGACCAUCCACAGGGCUGUGUCAGGGUAAUGAGGCAAUGAAUGGGCAUCACCUUGGAGAUGUUAAGUACUAAUCCACUCACGGAGAACAUGGAAGAUGCCAAACUGAUGCUGAUUUUUCAAACAUGAUUUUGACCAAGAAAAAACUUAAUUUGCCUUUUUGUUUAAUCAUUUAUGUAUUCAGUAUAUUUGAAUUCCAUUAAGCUCUGGGAACAUUGGCAGAAGGAAAAGGAGAUAUGAAUACUUUUUUUUCAUGUUUCAUGUGCCAUUUUUCUUCUGUACAGAGAUGUAGUUAUACUGAAGCAGUAGCAUGGUAUUAUUCAUACUCCUUGCAAGGGGUACACUUUGUAGUUGGUGUACAAUUGCUCCAAGUCACCAGCAUAGUUUCAGAAUGGGAGCUUUGCAUUUGUCAUCCUCUUUAAUGUGAGGAAAAUUGAGUUCCAAGGUGCAUCUAAAGGAAGAGAGGACUAAUUGCAGCAGAAAAUAAAGAAAUCUGAGGAGGAUGACUGUGGAGUGCCCCCGCCCAAAGAGGCGGGGAUUUUAUUUUAGGCAAUGUUAAAGUGAGAGGCGUGGCUUUAAGUCCCAAGAAGACUGGAUUCUACCCCUCUGCCUUGGGGGAUGUGCCCAAUAAGCCCAGGAAAAGUUGUUCCACCACAAAAUCCCUCGUGGGGUGCCAGCCCAAGGUGUUCUGCCCUUCUCGUGUCGUGAUUUGUUGUAUUCUGCUGCAUUAACCCCUCUUAUUGUACCCCUAUUGGUUUGUGUCCCUGGGGCUUCUCCCUUGCUGUGUCCCUGUUAGACCCAGACCCUAAACCCCACCCUGGCUUGACCCCAUAAAACCCACUACCUUGCCUCUGUUCAGGGUUCUCCAUCUCUGGAUUAUGCUGGGUUAAUUCCUAUGUUGGUGAUGCCCUAAUAAAUUGAUUCCCGAGUUUAACUAAAUGGAGACCCAUCGGUGGCUACACCUCCCUGGACAUGAUACUGUUGCAACACGUGAUGCAACAGAUGACAAUGAGGCAUUUGAUAUAUUAAUUUCUUUCUGCUUUAAUCUGAAAGACUGCAGGGAUGCUCUUAGAGAUAGUGGAACUUUGCAAGCAGGGGCUGUUUUCCUGACUUUCCCACAGGCUUCCUCAGUGACCUCGGGCAAGCUUGUUUGUGAAAGGAGAGUUUGAAUGCAAUAUAAACUAAAAUGUUUGCCCAAAUGUAGAAUAUGGUUACACUGCUAAUGGGACUAAUCACACUUUUGCAAUGCCUUGUUUGCAAAACAUUUCAACAUGAACUAAUGAGAUAGGAGACAGUCUCAUGUUAGCCUGGCAUCAGGGGUCAGGGAUGAAAGGUCAAAACCACACUAGAAUGCAGGAGAUACUAGGAGCUGGUGGGAGAGGUAAGUAGGAAGUGAGUGAAUGUGAAGGGAGUGCGGAGCUAGUUUCUUGAGGAUCUCCUGCCUCUGCUUCCCCUGAUGGCCCUCUAGUCUUCCUUUCACCUGAUGCUUGGUAGUGAGUGUCUGCAGCUGGAAUUUCCCUUUUGCCAAUAGUUUGCAAAAAAACUUUGCAUCUGACACAUUAACCAUAGUGGAGUGGUGUUGUGAAUACAUUUUGAAUUGCAGCUUUGUAAUUUCUAUUUUGGAUGUACAUAUUGUGAUUAAAUAGCAUGUUUUUCUUUAGUCAUCAGUUGGUUAUCUUCUGCCUAUUUUCAUCACAUUCUAAAUAACAAAAAAGCAAGCAAAAGAGGUGUUAAAUUUUGUUGUGUCAAAAUGAAACAUUUUUGCGAAAGGGCAAGGGAAAUGUCAUUAAGAAAUAAUUUUUAUAACUAUCUGACUUUAUAUU
This is a messenger RNA of Pseudopodoces humilis (Tibetan ground-tit), 5462 nucleotides long. Its product is annotated as synaptotagmin-like protein 2. Lineage: Eukaryota; Metazoa; Chordata; Aves; Passeriformes; Paridae. Gene Ontology annotation, molecular function: small GTPase binding; neurexin family protein binding. Gene Ontology annotation, cellular component: plasma membrane; exocytic vesicle. Gene Ontology annotation, biological process: exocytosis; intracellular protein transport. The record is from RefSeq and is a predicted model, not a curated record.